Molecule: messenger RNA, 1059 nt
Organism: Sphaeroforma arctica JP610
Lineage: Eukaryota; Ichthyosporea; Ichthyophonida
Exons: 2
Coding region: 1-1059 (352 amino acids)
Molecular function (GO): zinc ion binding; nucleic acid binding
Source: RefSeq, a predicted model, not a curated record
AUGAAGCAGACGCAUCAAGGCAACGACUAUCUGUUCCAUGGAUUCAACACGGCAGUUCAGUCCAGUGUACGGGCGCUACUAGGGGAUCGAUGGACUGACAUUGGUAUGAUCGACUCAGUGAUUUUGGCCAAGCAUAAUCAGAUGUUGGCUAUGCUAUUCGUGCAACCGCGGAGCUCUAUGUUGGAAACUGCAGACUUGUUGGCGGAUCAGUACGUCACGAAUCCAGAGCUGAUUGAGAGUGUGAUUCAGAACAUUCAAACGUAUGGAGUAUGGGGUGUUCAAGCAGGAACUACGGGUGGUGCGGCAGGCUUGUUUAAGAUGGCACCGGCGGCGGAUGCUGGAGGAAGGGAUCAGCAACUUAGUGCUCGACUAGGAACUUACAUGGACACGUUGCUGAAGCAGAUGGCGAAGGCUGGCACGGUAUCUACAGGGGCUCCGUUGACAGACUUCAAGAAGGUGGAGCGUGAACACCUGGGCCAAGCUGCACAGCUGUCCACGACAGAAGGAUUACUCAAAGUGGAAUCGGUGUAUUAUGAUGCGGUUAUGGAUAAUUUAGAUGUUGUGAAUGAUACUAUAGAUGUCUUUUUAGAACGCGUAUUUAUUCACCACAAGCGUUUGGGGAAGAGUGUUCGCCGUUCCUACAGUAUAGGUGGUUUGACUCCGGUCUUGCUUACACUUAAGGAGGAGCGUGAGGAACGUGAUGGUCCUAGUGCACAUGGGGUUAAGGCUGCUCCCACAGUGCUGACAGAGCCACAGGGUGAUUGGUACAACAUGAACAACGGGACGUUGGCUGCGCCGAGUGACCUACGACCCAAGUUAAGGAAUCAAGGGGAGGAUUUGCGGAAACUGUUGAAGACGCCGCGACAAGUGACACAGGCCACAGGCAAACUGACGAGUAAGCGUACACGACCCCAGGCCUCUGAUGAUGAGAGAGGGGUAGAGUUAUCAGGCGAUGACAAGGAGGAUGCGGACGCUGCCUACAAGCAGCGUAUGAAGAGCAUUAAGUGCUACACCUGUCAGAAGUUUGGUCACAUUGCGACUAAGUGUCGUCAGAAGUGA